UUUGCGACUUCCGGAUGUGACGCAAAACAGAGACUGCGGUCCUCGCCUUGGACGGGACGGCGAUUCCCCUUCGACUCACGACUUUGAACGGGACCUCGGCUGGUUUCUCCACAUCCACCGGAGCGGAACUGGGAAGGGGACGACAUGCUGCAGCUGGGCGACGAUGUCUCGCUUUACUCGGUCGUGUUCGUGGUGGUUUUGCUGGCCACUCGCAGCCCGGUGUGGUCCGGCGUCUUCACCGGCUGUCUCUACCUCUUCCUGGCCAUGUUCCGAUUCCCGCAGCUGCCGGCCAGCCGAGCCCGACAAGUGCUUUAUCCGGCCGGAUCUGGGAAGGUGUCCGUGGUCGCCCACAGGGGAGGCGGACACGACGCACCGGAAAACACGGUAGCGGCCAUCCGGCUGGCCAGCAAGAACGGGGCCUCCGGAGUGGAACUAGACCUGGAGUUCUCUGCAGAUGGAGUCCCAAUCCUGAUGCACGAUGAGAGCGUGGAUCGGACCACAAAUGGAUCAGGCCCCCUCAAUCAAAUAAGAUAUGCUGACUUGGGUAAACUAGAUGCAGCUGCUAAACAUCGACUCAGGGACAGGUUUGCUGGUGAAAAGAUCCCAACACUGGAGCAGGCAGUGGAGGAAUGCAUCAAACUGCAGCUCACCAUAUACUUUGAUGUGAAAGGACAUCCGGACGAGGCAGCUGCAGCGCUUUCAGCUCUGUACAAGAAGCAUCCAGUCCUGUACAACAGCAGCAUUGUCUGCUCCUUUGAGCCCAAGGUCAUCUACAAGAUGAGGCAGACGAACCCACAGGUGGUCAGCGCGCUGACCCACAGGCCCUGGAGCCUGAGCCGUUUUGGCGAUGGCUCCCCACGUUACCCCUCACUGUGGAAACACCAUUGGCUGACAUUAAUGGAUAUCGUGUUGGACUGGGCCCACCAUCACUUGCUGUGGAAGCUCUGCGGCAUUUCUGCCUUCCUGGUGCAAAAGAACUUUGUCUCGCAGGACUAUGUGCAGUACUGGAGCCAGAGGGGGGUGGAGGUGGUUGCCUGGACCGUAAACAAUGGCGUGGAGAAACAACACUACCAGGAGCUUCUGAAAGUCAGCUACAUCACAGACAGCCUUGUGGAGGACUGUGACCCUCACUACUGACACUCCAACUUGCACUGACAGAAAAUCUAACUUAAACUCCUCUGGUGCCACUUUUUAGUAUGUACAUGUGUUUAUGUACAGUGUACACUACUCACAAAAAGUUAGAGAUACAGUAUUCGGCUAUUGAGUGCUGUUUCAGGAUGCACCUAAAAUGCACGAAAACCUUUACAGGUGAACUUAAUUUGACCUCCUCUAAACUUUUGAAUGCACAUGUCCAACUGUUGAGUAGCCUCGUUUAAUGUUUUUUUUUAAAAAUAAUUCUUAAUAUUCAAAUUACAAUCGGGUUAGAAGCCCAAACUGAAUAAUGCUCCAUAUAAACACCUCACUCAGAAUUAACAGGCGGAAACUGAAUGGAAUUUCACUCUGUUUCCCAGGAGUAGAAUAUUCCUUUCCCCAAACCGAUCAGUGAAUCAGUAUGUUGUCAGGCUGCGUUCUGUCUGCGCAUGCUCUGUCUUGAUGUAAAUGCACAGUGACUUUGCCGUUGACCCACUCAGCGCAUGUGCACGAGCCUGGAGGAGAAAUUGGGGGGGAAAGACCGAGGAAGGGACGGAUGUGUCGCGGUCGCCUGGCUGCCUCAAAGUGCCCUUGGGUCUGUCGCUAGUGCGCUGGCAGCCCUGCUGAUGUUUACAUACAGUAGAUCUGCGCAUAUCACACGUCUCUAAAACGUCUGUUCUGAUUAAAUGUAGUGGUACAUGUAAGCACCAAAUCAGAAUAGAUCACGUCACAUGUAAACAGUUGACCUGAGAUCUUCGAUCAGAAUGAUUGCAAUUAAAAUUAUAGAAAGUCUGCAUGUAAAUCCGGCGAAUGUUUCGGUUCUUUUUGCACAAUUUGCUGUUCUCUAACAAGUAGAUGAAUGGCAAAAUUCACAACAGGUGUUUAAUCCAUGAACCAACCAAUACAUUUCCAAGGACGUCCAUUUUGAUGCCUUUCUGUCUCUCUCCUAGUAUGUCUGUUGCAACCUGCUGAUGAUGACACUGUCACAGCCAGCUAGAGGCAAAAGGGAACAAAGUAGCUGUUUGGGGCCCUUUUCUUUUUUUAAAACCCUGUGAGGAUUUUGUAAAGACAUUAACGUGGUGCGACCAAAAAUCUAAUUUUGUUUGGGGUCCCAUAAAGGUUUUGGGCUGGCACUGAGCUCUGUGACACUCAAAGCAAGCGCGAGGUACUAUUAUUGAUCAAUUGGUAGGUGUUGUCUUGGUCUCACGAUGUUGAAAUGUAAACAGCAUGGAAAGGAGUGUUUGAAUACCAAUUUCAUUUGAACCGGGAAAUGUAUUGUUCAUUUCAUGGAUCAAACACCUGUUACAGAACAGCAAGUUGUGCAAAAAAAUAAUACUGAAAACUUGAAUAGUUGGAUGUGCAGAGGUUUAGAGGUCAAAUUGAGUUUACCUGUGAAAGAGAUGUGCAGUUUAGGUUCAUCCUGAAAUUUCACCCGAAAGUGUAAUAUCCCUAACCUUUUGUAAGUAGUAUAGGAUCACGUCAUCCCAACCAACGUGGGCGACAUUGUGUGUCAUGAAGACGCAGUAAGAGGCCUGUAAAGGUCUGCCAUGCCACAUACCCUCCUGAUGGCAACAAUACUUGACCAAUAGAAGCAAUAAACGUGGCCAAAUGUCCGCGAUGAAACAACUGGUCAGAUCACCCGAAACAUACCAGUUUUAUUAAGCCGGUUACAAUUUUUUGACUCUUGAUAUACACAGAAAAAAAAACUUGAGUUUGUGAGAAUACAUUUUCCAUUGUUUACAUGUCAGUUUAAUAUGGAUGUCACCUCAGGACAUUGCUUCCAAUCAAUCACGCAGCUACACAGUCUUAAUUGUUGAUUAUUCUAUGGACUGUGAUUGUGAAAGAUGAUAAAUGGAUGUACGAUACUAACAGUCAAGCCUUCUGAUGUCACACUGGGACUCUCGCUCUUGGCCAGUUGACUCAGGUGAGUGACCCACAUAGUAAGAGAUAUCAGACAGUGGUGAUAUCAGUCAGGAUAAGCCUGUCUGAGCCGCUUCUUGAUCACGGCGCUUUCAGCGUCAACCCACAGAUGACCCAUGUCCCAUAGAGUCCAUCUUAAGGGAAGAUUACAUGUAUUUGGUAUGUAAAUGCCAUGGUGAAAAACAAAUUACUGCAUGUGUAUAAAUAAAUGGUAAAAUAGUCCCUUGUGUGAUAGCAUUGACUAUAUGAAAAUAUAGUUCAGAUGUAAAUUGUCAAUGACUUUGGAGUUUAUUAGUUAACACGCUGCAGUAUUUAAUUCAAUGUAAUCAAAAGUGCCAUGUCUGUCCAAUGUUUUAACAGGUGAAAGGUAGGUUCCCAAUAAAAAAAAUAAAACUCAA
Phyllopteryx taeniolatus (common seadragon) is the source of this 3449-nucleotide messenger RNA. RefSeq names its product glycerophosphodiester phosphodiesterase 1 (gene gde1). Lineage: Eukaryota; Metazoa; Chordata; Actinopteri; Syngnathiformes; Syngnathidae. The record is from RefSeq and is a predicted model, not a curated record. The coding region runs from base 145 to 1137 and encodes 330 amino acids. The transcript is spliced from 6 exons. Gene Ontology annotation, biological process: lipid metabolic process. Gene Ontology annotation, molecular function: phosphoric diester hydrolase activity.